Molecule: messenger RNA, 2259 nt
Organism: Macrobrachium nipponense
Lineage: Eukaryota; Metazoa; Arthropoda; Malacostraca; Decapoda; Palaemonidae
Exons: 1
Coding region: 1-2259 (752 amino acids)
Biological process (GO): DNA integration
Molecular function (GO): nucleic acid binding
Source: RefSeq, a predicted model, not a curated record
AUGAAUUUGGUGCUAAAUGAGGGUGGUUUCAAAAUCAAACAUUGGAUUAUGUCUAACAAUGAAACUUUUGACAAGGAAUUAAAAUUGUUAUAUGCUGGUGAGGAAAAGGUUCUUGGUUUACACUGGAUUCCUAGAGAGGAUAUAUUCUUCUUCAAGAUUAAGGUGGACUUUAAUAGAUCCAAGAAAAGAAUUUUGGAAAAUGGAGUAGACAUAAAUACAUCCAAUAGGAUAAUACCUAAAGACUUAAUAAAGAGUAUGGUGCUUAGUCAAGUAGCUACGAUUUAUGACCCUUUAGGACUUAUCAUUCCCUUCACUUUGAAUGCAAAAGUCUUAAUGAGGGAGCUAAUUACAAUUAGUCGCUCGGAAGGCAAUAGAUGUGACUGGGACGAUCCCAUGUCUGACGAAAUGAGAGAGAAGUGGAGCAAAUUUUUUAAUGAUAUGCGAGAGUUGGAGUUUUUGUCAUAUGCGAGAUGUGUAAAACCCCUAGAUGCAAAAGGAGAUCCAAUGCUAGUUAUAUUUACAGACGGCAGUUCAGUUGCAUAUGGAGCAUGUGCUUAUGUAAGGUGGAGCCUAGAAGGGGAUUCUUAUGUAUCGCAAUUGAUCCUUGCUAAGAACAGAAUUGCUCCCACCAAAAAAUUGACAAUACCUAGAUUAGAGUUAUGCGGUGCCGUACUGUCAUGUAGAUUGAGAGAUAUAAUUGAGAAACAAAGUGAUUGGAAAUUCAAAUCUAUUGUACAUAUUGUUGACUCAUCAAUUGUAAGAGCACAGAUUCAGAAAGAAUCUUAUGGAUUUAAUACUUUUGUAGCCAACAGGGUUAAUAGUAAGAACAAUCCAGUAGAUUUUACCACUAGACCAUGUCCUCCUAACGUCUUGCAUGAAAAUUCUGUGUGGCAAAAGGGACCAGCCUUUAUGUCGCGCCCAUUUGAUACUUGGCCUAUAAGUCAGUUUUGCAACAAUGAAGUUCCUGAUAAGGUUGGUAUUGUUUUGACUUGUAGACAGAAAAGCUGUGAUGAAGAAAAGACUAGUGUGAUUAACAUGAGUCGGUUUAGCAGUUACACAAAAUUACUGCGAGUUACUGCAAGAGUUAUUGCAGCAAUUAAAGUUAAAUCAUUAAAGGCUAUAGCAUGCUUGCCAACUCCUGAAUUAAUGCAUGAAGCAGAAAUGUAUUUGAUACAGACAGAACAAAGCAAGUUACAAUCUGCUUGGAGGAAGGCCUACCAUCGUUUGGAUCCAAGUAUAGACAACGGUAUCAUAUUCGUAGGUGUGAGAAUUGCAAAUUGGUUAAAGGAAAAUUGGAACCAAGACAGAUUUAUUUUGAUGCCGUCAAAUAGUUACCUUAUCAAAUUAUAUGUUCAGCACUUGCAUAAUAGUGACCACAGCGGAGUCGAAACUACUUUAGCUAAAUUACAAUGUAAGUACUGGGUUAUUAGUGCCAGAAGACUAAUAAAGUUUAUUAAGAAUAAAUGUAUCCCAUGUAAAAGAAUAAGUGCUCAAACUGUUGCUCAGAAGAUGGGUCAAGUUGCCCAGGAAAGAUUACGUCCUACUCCACCUUUCUAUCAUACUUCACUAGACUUAUUGGGCCCUCUUACUAUUAGAGAUACGGUAAAACAUAGAACAUAUGGAAAAGCUUAUGGGGUAAUAUUCAAUUGCCUUGUUUCACGAGCAGUAUAUGUAGAUUUGGCAGAAAGUUAUGACACAAAAGGUUUCUUGACAGUUUUCCAGAGAUUUAUAACAAUUAGAGGAUAUCCUAAGACCAUACAUUCUGAUUUGAGAAGUCAAUUAGUUGCUGCUUGCAAGGAACUCAGGUUAGACAAGUCAAAGCUUCAAAAAUAUGGUGCUAACGGUGGUACUACUUGGAUUUUCAAUAAGUCUGCUGACGCUCCUUGGCAGAAUGGAUGUAGCGAAGCACCAAUAAAAUCUGUUAAACGUGCUGUACUCAUUGCUAUUGGAGAUAGUAAACUGACAUUCGGAGAAAUGCAAACAGUGCUUUUUGAAGUAGCUGAUUUAUUGAAUUUCCGACCGAUCGGCAUCAAACCUGGCAGUGGCUGUGAACUUGGAUCAUAUUUAUGUCCUAAUGACCUGAUAUUAGGCCGAACAAGUAGUAAAGUUCAAGCAGAUAUGAAAUUUGUAGAUCAAAACUAUAAGGAUAGGUUGGAAUUCAUGCAACGUAUCUUCGACUGUUUUUGGAAAAAGUGGCAGAGACUACUUUCCAACUUUAAUGGUAAGGCAAAAAUGGCAUGUGGACAAAAGGAAUGUUAA